CGCGUCGUCCUGUAAUGUCUUUAUAGCGGUUUCCUCAUCAUAUAGUUCGCCUUCACUUUCUCCAUUUAAUUGUCUUUUCUCUUCCUUUUCUUUCUCCAUGUCUUAUUAUUAAAUGGUUUUGAUCUUCCAACCAGAUCUCUUCGACAAACCCUUUUCUCUGGGUUCUUCGAAGAAAACGUUAUUACAAAGCUCUUUCCUCUCCUUUCCGUUUCCUGUCAUUGUCUUCUUCUCCUGUCAUGCCUUUGCCUUGGAAGAAAUCCAAAUCUGGUCGGAUCUCCAAAUUCGUAUCGGACCUCCAACAAUCUCCCAAACACGGUGGAUCUCUCGUCGUAGAGACUGGUUUCCCAACUUCUCUCAUCGAUCUCUUCGUCAAGAAUCGCGAUCGUCUCAAGAAAUCUUCUUCCAAACGCAACAACAAAGCCCCGACACAAACACGACCGCGUGUUUUGUCUCCGCAUCUUCCUCAGAAGCUUGAUCUAGCGUCGGUUACGGAGGAUCUCGCGGAGAGUAAUAAGAUCGAUGAAAGUUUGGUUGGCAUAACAUCGGAGAAUAAGCACGACGGUGAUAACAACAACAACGAAUGCGGGAACGGCGGUGAUCGCGGGGGAGGAUGUUGCGUUUUGAUGGUGGUUGUGGUUAAGGUUUUCCUGGUGGCUGUGCUCGCCUUGAGCACGAAGAAGCUAGCCGUGGGGAUCACUAUCUCCGCAUUCGCCCUCCUCUUCCUCGAGCUCGCCGUGGCGCGUGUAUUCACACCCGACACGCGGGUUUGGUUCCAUUCGUUGUUUGGGAAGCUCAUAGGGAAGAAGAAGCGUGAAGAGAAGGUAGAAGAAUCAUCAACAUCAUCGAUGCAAGAGGGAAAGGACAACAAGGUCUCUUUUGAAAUCGUCGAAACCUUCCAAGGCUCAAGAGAUUGCGUUGAGGAAGUUCAAGUUUCUCCGGAGGAGAGAGAUGUGGUGUUAACGAAGGAGAAGAGUAAAAGCGCGAAGCUUAAGUCCAAGAUUGUGAAGAAGUUGAGGAGUUAUAAGAAGAAGAAGAAGAAAUUGAAGAUGAAAGAAAAAGAAGUAGAGGUAGAGUUGGUUCAAGAUGAUGAUGAGUCUAUGACUGAAGUGUCUAGUUUGUAUUCCGAGGAUAGAAUCGAGAGCAGAGAUGAGACUGGUUCGAAUCCGGCAUUGCUGGAGAGCUGUGAAGAAGAAGAAUCUGGAUCGAAGGGGGAUCUAACUAAAGUGAUUGUUCUGCUAGUGAUUGCUCUUGCUGGAUUGUUAAGCGGGAAAGUCAUAUCUAUUGUUCUGACACUCUCCUGGUGUCUGACUCUGAGACUUGUCUUCUGCAAAUCUCAAACUAGUCUCUGAACACAUCAAAAGUAAAAUAUUUUUUGUUGUGUGUUUUCGUGGCAGUGGUGGACCCUACGGAACGCCGUGGUGACGGUGUUGACGGUAGUGUGGUUGUUGGGUAGUUCGAAGCUAUACAAUUUGUUUGCUUAUGAAACUGGGUAAAUAUUUUGACAGAGAAUAUUGUUUAUUAAUAAGUUGGUCAAUGAGUCAAAAUUGUUGUUUACCGCGAAGGAAUAAAAGAAUUGAAAGUAUCUUAUAAAAUGGUGGUUGUUCAUAAUGAAAGGCAGAGCAUUAAGGUUUGUGUCGGCCAGAAAAACAAUAUUGACGGAGACACGUGAAAAUGUACAUCAAACAUGUGAAUAAGUUUUGUAAGUUUAUUUUAUUUUAAUUUUGUGAAGGAGUUUUGUAAGUUUAUGUAGCGAUAUUGAUGGAGACUGGUGAUGACAUGAC
Molecule: messenger RNA, 1781 nt
Organism: Eruca vesicaria subsp. sativa (arugula)
Lineage: Eukaryota; Viridiplantae; Streptophyta; Magnoliopsida; Brassicales; Brassicaceae
Source: the annotation of a GenBank genome assembly